AUGUUAGGUGACGCGAUGCUGCGCAGCUUCCCUCAGGCCCGUCCGCUCCUCAGGAGGAUGGGGUUCGACAAGAGGGAUGCCUACUUCUUUAAGCAGAUUGGCAAGGGCAUGCUCUGCACCUACGCGCUUUUCGGCGCAGCAUGGCUCUGGAAUGAGACGUCGCCGCUUGGUUGGUGGACGCUCAAGCCACUCCCCAAGGAAGAAAAAGAAAUGGCACAUCUUUAUGAGCGCAGGGAGUUUCCCUACCCUGGUGAUGAAGAGGCAGUUGAGGAGUUCAUAAAAAGUGAGGGUGCUCUAGGUACCACGAUCGGGCCCAAAGGUUUUGCGGAUACAAAUGUGGACUCUGAUAAAAUGCAGAAGCAACUACAGUCGAAAAAGUUUGACCAGGAGGCACAAAACCUCUGGUUCCGAAUGAGGAAUGAGGUUGCACAUGAACUACAAGAGAAGGGAUUUGGUGUUGAAUGA
This is a messenger RNA of Triticum turgidum subsp. durum (durum wheat), 465 nucleotides long. Lineage: Eukaryota; Viridiplantae; Streptophyta; Magnoliopsida; Poales; Poaceae. The record is from the annotation of a GenBank genome assembly.